Messenger RNA from Brassica rapa (field mustard), 2071 nucleotides. RefSeq names its product ruBisCO large subunit-binding protein subunit alpha, chloroplastic. The record is from RefSeq and is a predicted model, not a curated record. Lineage: Eukaryota; Viridiplantae; Streptophyta; Magnoliopsida; Brassicales; Brassicaceae. Gene Ontology annotation, biological process: protein refolding. Gene Ontology annotation, molecular function: ATP-dependent protein folding chaperone; ATP binding.
AAACCAACGGUUUUGUCUUUACGAAAUGCAAAGAGUCUUCUAGACCCUUUUCUAAAAAACCACUCACUCACUCACUCUCGUUUCAAAAAACCAUUUCCCUUAUCCACCAACCAAAAUCCAGAACCUCCUCGUCUCACAAAAAAAAUGGCCUCCGCAAACGCUCUCUCCUCCGCCUCCGUCCUCUGCUCUUCACGCCAGAGAAAGCUCAGUGGUGGAACUCAGCAGAAAGGUGAAAGAGUAAGCUACAAAAAAGCAAAUAGACGUUUCAGCGUUAGAGCAAAUGUAAAAGAGAUCUCUUUCGACCAGAGCUCAAGAGCUGCUCUUCAAGCUGGUAUUGACAAGCUUGCUGAUGCCGUUGGCCUCACUCUUGGCCCUAGAGGGAGAAAUGUCGUGUUGGAUGAGUUUGGAAGUCCCAAGGUCGUGAAUGAUGGAGUCACCAUUGCUAGGGCCAUUGAGUUACCUGACGCUAUGGAGAAUGCUGGUGCAGCUCUCAUCCGUGAGGUUGCUAGUAAGACUAACGACUCAGCUGGUGACGGCACCACCACAGCUUCCGUCCUCGCUCGGGAGAUAAUCAAACACGGCUUACUAAGCGUCACUUCCGGUGCCAAUCCAGUCUCCCUCAAGAGAGGAAUCGAUAAAACCGUCCAAGCUUUGAUCGAAGAGCUUGAGAAGAGAGCUAGACCUGUCAAAGGCGGUAGUGACAUCAAAGCCGUGGCUACAAUCUCUGCUGGAAAUGAUGAGCUUGUGGGAACAAUGAUUGCUGAUGCCAUUGACAAAGUUGGACCUGAUGGUGUUUUGUCCAUUGAAUCUUCUUCCUCCUUUGAGACUACCGUCGAAGUUGAAGAAGGAAUGGAGAUUGAUAGAGGUUACAUCUCACCACAGUUUGUUACAAACCCUGAGAAGCUCCUAGUCGAGUUCGAGAACGCUAGGGUGCUGAUCACCGAUCAGAAGAUCACUGCCAUCAAAGACAUCAUCCCUAUCUUAGAGAAAACCACUCAGCUUCGAGCUCCGUUGCUCAUCAUCGCGGAGGAUGUCACCGGCGAGGCCCUAGCGACCCUCGUCGUGAACAAACUCCGCGGCGUGCUCAACGUGGUCGCAGUCAAAGCUCCAGGGUUUGGUGAAAGAAGGAAAGCUAUGCUUCAGGACAUUGCCAUCUUGACGGGGGCCGAGUACCAGGCCCUCGACAUGGGCCUUCUGGUGGAGAACACGACCAUAGAACAGUUGGGGAUCGCUAGAAAAGUCACUAUUAGUAAAGACUCGACCACGCUUAUAGCUGAUGCAGCUUCCAAGGAUGAGCUGCAAGCUCGUAUCUCCCAGCUUAAGAAGGAGCUGUCCGAGACCGACUCUGUGUAUGACUCUGAGAAGCUCGCUGAGAGAAUCGCCAAGCUCUCUGGUGGUGUUGCUGUUAUUAAAGUCGGAGCAGCGACUGAGACUGAGCUCGAGGACCGUAAGCUUCGUAUUGAGGACGCGAAGAACGCUACAUUUGCUGCAAUCGAAGAAGGGAUAGUUCCUGGCGGCGGCGCCACGCUGGUGCAUCUCUCAACUGUGAUUCCUGCUAUUAAGGAGAAGCUGGAGGAUGCUGAUGAGCGUUUGGGAGCUGACAUAGUACAGAAGGCUUUGGUGGCACCAGCUGCGCUUAUUGCUCAGAACGCUGGAAUAGAAGGAGAAGUUGUUGUGGAGAAGAUUAUGUUCAGCGAGUGGGAGAUAGGGUACAAUGCCAUGACUGAUACAUAUGAGAAUCUGUUGGAAGCUGGAGUGAUUGAUCCAGCUAAAGUGACGAGAUGUGCGCUUCAGAACGCUGCUUCGGUUGCGGGGAUGGUGCUGACAACUCAGGCUAUUGUUGUUGACAAACCGAAACCUAAGGCUCCUGCUGCUGCUGCUCCUCAAGGUCUCAUGGUGUAAUGAAAUCACUUUAUCAUAUGGCUAUAUUUGUUGUCCCCAAUUAUCUGCAAUUUUUUUUCUCUGGGGAAAUGAGUAGUUUGUUUAACGGUCAUGAGAAAUAAUCAUCUUUUUGAUUUAUGAUUUGCAGAAUAAAAGUUUAUAUUCAAUAUCUAGUAAACCUUGUUUAGCA